AGGUGUAGUCCAUCCGUAAGAUGACUGAACUUCAAAAAUCCUCAAUGAUUUCAGAAACAACUCCUCUGCAGGAAACCGUACUUAACAAUACCUCAUACAUGUCACUUAACAAAGAUAAUAACCUUAACAAUAAAAAUUCUAAGAGAGAAAAUUUAAGAAAGAAGUCGAUUGCUAUGGACUGUUUAAAUAAUAAAAAUCAUAAGGUUUCUACAUUAACCGUAUCAAGUAUUGAUUAUGACUGUAAUUAUAUAGAGAAUGAUCUAUCAAACCAAUCUACCUUAAGCAAAAAUUCGAAAGAUUCGUUGUUUUAUCAUGAGCCGUACGAAGUUAGACAUAAACAACCCAUAAUGGGUAAAACUGCUCUCUUACGUAGAUCACAAGUUGAUCCAUCUGAUUCUUUUAUAAUUCAAAGCAUUAUUUUAAACAAAUACGAAAAUACUUUAAACUACUACGUUAACAGGAUGUACAGCAGGAGACAGUCAAGAAUGAGCAAUGUGGAAGAUGAAAAUAAUGACGAUACUGUAAACGCUUUUCGGGAUUCUCCAGCUGACUUAAGUGCUCUUGACGCGAGUGAAUUAAACGAUUCUUUUGUGAAUAAAGAAUUUCACUUAAGGCAUUGUGCAGAUAGUUUCAAUGACGACUGUGAUAGAGAAGUGUUAAAUAUGUCAACUUGUAGUACAGAAAUAAUAGAUGUAAUUUCAACUUGUUCCGAGUAUGAUCCAAAGAGAUUUCUGGUUAAUGCAUUGGGAGAAUUGAACAAUGAAAACUGCAAUGCUACCGUAAAUACACAACACUGCGAUGAAAGUGUUGGAACAUCGCAUCUUUCAUCUUUACUCUCCACAAAUGAUUCUAUGAAACGAAAACUAAAACGAAAAAAAUCGCAUGAUGUAUUAUCAGAAGAUUGCAGUGAAAACGGAAGUACAGAUUCCAUAAUUGAGCAGUACAAACAAGAGUUGUUCCAACAGCACUCUACCAUAUUCCAAGUAACCAAAGCGCUCAAAUAUUGUAAAGCAUCGAAACAAUUUAUUGCUGGAAAGGAGAGGAUUGAAGCAGAAAAGAUUCUUCUAGUUGCUACUAUUGCAAAAGAAGCUCUCAUAAAGGAAAUAAGUAUAAUGGAAAGUGACACGAGCUCAUUUGCAGCGGACUUCAGAUGUACAGGAGAAGUAAUAUUUUCUGACUUUGCACUUAACUUAAGACCAAAGCCAUAUGACGAAAAACUUCAGGAUUGUGAAGAAUACUUUUUAUUAAUUAUGAAAUGUGGAAAAACUGUCUUAUCUAGUGAUAUAUUGAGAGAAGUGAAGAACUCGAUAUAUAUUUCGAAGGAGUAUAAGUUUUCUGAGUUACAUUCUAACUUUGAAGUUGACAUUAGAGUUUAUUCUUUAGCUGUUGAAAAUAGGGAUACAAACAAGGAUAUUUAUUGCCCAUCGCCUAAAAGUAUAUUAAAAUGUAAUAAAAAUCCCAAACCAACUAGGUUCAUUCCUACAGAAAACGUUGCAUUUACUCCUUUAGGCAAGAGCUGCAUAAAAAACACAGACAUUCCAAAAUCCAAAAAUGGACAAGUACAAAUGAAAUGGAAACUUUUAUCAAAUUCCUCUCUACAGCAAACUUUUAACGUAAAAAUUAAUUCAAAUUUCCAGUUAUUCAAUAAACUAAACGGUUUCCUCACUCUUGCAAUAGAUCGGGGAGUUAUUAAUUGGAAUAGAAGGUGGUGUGUGUUAGAAGGAUUUGUUUUAAAAUAUUGGAAUUAUCCUUCCGAAGAGUCCUCGGAGCCUAUAGAUAUUGUGGAUAUUAGAUAUUGUACAGUGGAACAUGUCGCACUAGCAGAUAGAAGUACUUGUGCCCGAUCUCGAACACUCUUAUUGCCAAUAAAAUACCCAAAUGGAUUAAAAAUGUACUUCUUGUCAGCUGACAGUCAAGCAGAGUUAGAAUUGUGGGAAAAUGAUAUUAAUUUUGUAGUUCGGUCAUUGCUAUUGUGGGGAGCUAUGAAAAAUAAGGUUUUUUAAAUGUCUGAUGUAGAUUCUUUG
Messenger RNA from Diabrotica balteata, 2024 nucleotides. Lineage: Eukaryota; Metazoa; Arthropoda; Insecta; Coleoptera; Chrysomelidae. The record is from the annotation of a GenBank genome assembly.